AUGUCAUUGUGCCGCCUAAGGAAAAGACUAACGGCGGUCAAACCCCGGAAAAAAAAAUUCAUCAAGUUGAAAUUCGAGAAAGAAUACAAAGAGAAAAUAAUAAAUUCCUACUUGCCAUUGAUCAUUAAAAAAGCUAAGGAACUUGAAAACAAGAAAAAAUUCGUAAAGCUUCAUAACCUACAAGGCUACUGCAACGGUUAUGAUAAGAAGCGAUCAGUAAAUCUCGAUCAUCCAUCAACCUUUGAUACAUUAGCUAUGGAUCCGAUUAUGAAAAAGAACAUCAUUGACGAUUUGGAUUUGUUUUUAAAAAGGAAGGAUUUUUACAAGAAAGUAGGGAAGGCGUGGAAGAGAGGUUAUCUACUGUAUGGUCCGCCGGGAACUGGUAAAUCGAGUUUGAUUGCUGCCAUGGCGAAUUACCUGAAGUUUGAUAUAUAUGAUCUACAGUUGAAUAAUGUUGUGAGUGAUUCUUGUUUGAAGAAAAUGAUGUUAAACACAUCGAAUCGAUCCAUUAUUGUGAUCGAAGAUAUUGAUUGUAGCAAACAAACGCAUGAUCGGAAGAGAACAAGCUCUUCCUCCUGCACAUCUCCUGUUCAACCUAAACGUUUUUCCCAGUUUUCUUUAUCGGGACUUUUAAACUUCAUAGAUGGGUUAUGGUCAUGUUGUGGGGAUGAACGUAUCAUAAUCUUUACAACGAACCAAAAAAGAAGACACGAUCCAACAUUGCUUCGACCAGGAAGGAUGGAUGUGCACAUUCACAUGUCGUAUUUGACCAUUGAUGGGUUCAAAACACUAGCGGCUAACUAUCUCAACAUUCUUGACCACCAUUGGAGAUUUACUGAGAUCGAAGAUUUACUCAGUGGCACCAAGGUUACACCCGUGGAGGUGGCGGAGGAACUCAUGAAAUCUGAUGAUCAAGAGGUUGUGUUGGAAGGAGUUGUCAAGUUUUUGCAACGGAAGAAGACAGAAGAGGAUGCAGCGAAGGAGCGAAUUAAUAAGGGUAAAGAUGCGCAGUUCUUGAAGUUGAAGAAAAGAAGAAAAAAAAUUGAUGCAGAGAAGGAAAAAAUUGAAUCGAGUGGAUAG
Molecule: messenger RNA, 1080 nt
Organism: Lactuca saligna
Lineage: Eukaryota; Viridiplantae; Streptophyta; Magnoliopsida; Asterales; Asteraceae
Source: the annotation of a GenBank genome assembly